UUAUUUUUAUUUAUUUAUUUUUAAUGUCAGUGGCAAAUAAGAGUAUGUUAAAUCCAUUCAUUCUUAAAAUUCACACAGGCUUCAUCUGUGAGAGGUUACCAACAAUUUCACAAAGUCUCACACAAGUUUUGAUGAGGAUUGAAUCAGAGGAGCCUCCAUCACAUCCUCUCCAUGAGGAACCAGCUUUGUAAAAUGUAUAGUAUUGUUUGACAUGCCUGAAGUGUCCCCUAACAAAUCAUUCUGUUUCAGCCUUUCAGAAAUGGCACGUAUGUCUGAAAUGUAACAUCAUGUGUCAAAAAAUGUUGAGCUGCGAGCGGUUCACAGUGAAUGGAUUUAUCUGUGUGAAUGGUGAAGUCUAGUUUCAGAUCGAAACACGAAUUGCACACACAGAAGCGCUCAGCUGAACAGGAUGUCUGGUGCAAAAAUCGUGCUCUUUUUGCAGAGCCUGUCCCGUAGGAAACCUCUGGAGCCUGAGGGAGAGGAGUCCAACUUUCGGCGAUGCCUUACCACCCUCGACCUUGUGGCCCUGGGGGUCGGCAGCACACUGGGGGCCGGCGUGUAUGUGCUGUCGGGAGAAGUUGCCAGAGCCGUAGCCGGGCCGAGUAUCAUAAUCUCCUUCCUGAUUGCGGCGGUAGCCUCCGUCUUUGCGGGACUCUGCUACGCUGAAUUUGGAGCUCGUGUUCCCAAGACUGGCUCGGCUUAUCUCUACAGCUAUGUGACCGUUGGAGAGAUAUGGGCUUUUAUCACUGGCUGGAACCUGCUGCUGUCUUAUGUCAUAGGGACGUCAAGUGUUGCAAGAGCAUGGAGUGGGACCUUUGAUGAUCUUAUAGGGAGUGUCAUUGCCAACUCUCUGGGCAAACAGGCUGCGAUGGAUUUACCUGGAUUAGCUCCCUACCCAGACUUCUUUGCAGCUGGCCUCAUAAUGCUCUUGGCAGGGAUUCUUGCGUUCGGUGUUAAAGAGUCAGCUAUUGUAAAUAAAAUUUUUACAGCAGUGAACGUCCUCGUGCUGCUGUUUGUCAUCCUCUCUGGAUUUAUUAAGGGCAACAUUGACAACUGGUACAUCAGUGAAGACUCUCUCCUCAAUAGAUAUGAAAAUCAAACAUCACUGAAUGAAACCACCAGAUAUGGCAGCGGAGGAUUUUUCCCAUUCGGCUUUGAGGGAACGUUAGCAGGAGCAGCCACUUGCUUUUAUGCGUUUGUUGGAUUUGACUGCAUUGCCACAACAGGAGAGGAAGUUCAAAACCCUCAGAAGUCGAUCCCAGUCGGCAUCGUGGCGUCGCUCCUCAUCUGCUUCCUGGCGUACUUUGGUGUGUCUGCUGCCCUGACUCUGAUGAUGCCGUACUAUUUGCUCAGUGUUAACAGCCCACUGCCUGUGGCCUUCACAUACAUCGGUUGGGGCCCAGCAAAAUAUGUGGUGGCUGUGGGAUCCCUCUGUGCGCUGUCAACAAGCCUGCUUGGAUCGAUGUUCCCGAUGCCUCGAGUUCUCUUUGCCAUGGCCAGAGACGGACUUCUCUUCAGACCUCUCAGUAAAAUGAGUGAGAGACAAAGUCCUGUCAUAGCCACCUUGGCGUCAGGGGUUGUCGCAGCUGUCAUGGCGUUAUUGUUUGACCUGAAGGCGCUGGUUGACAUGAUGUCUAUUGGAACCCUCUUUGCCUACACAUUAGUUGCCAUAUGUAUCCUCAUAUUAAGGUACCAAGUAGACCUCAGUGAGGAUUCAAGCUUCAGGAAACCAGAACCCGUCACAGUUACUGGAGUUUUAUUUCCUCCUUCAGAAGCCACCGCACGAUCGUCACAAAAUGUGUCUGUUUUAACUAUUUUUAUGAUCUUUUUAGCUAUCAGCUUGAGCCUCUUCGUAUCUGGGGCUCUAAACUCCCUGCAGGCCCUCGAGUGGUGGAGUUUACUUUGUGCCACUGUGAUCGUACUGAUGCUGGUCCUCACUGUGCUGAUCAUCUGGAGACAGCCACAGAGUACAGCUAGAGCUGCUUUUAUGGUUCCUUUUGUACCAUUGCUUCCCAUUGUAAGCACCAUUGUCAAUGUCUAUCUGAUGGUGCAACUUGGAUCAGACACAUGGAUCCGAUAUGCAGUGUGGAUGGCAGUCGGUUUAAUCAUCUACUUCUGUUAUGGUGUUCAGCACAGUGUGCAGAAACAAAGGCUCCAGAAUUCACACAACAGAGUCAGCAUUCACAGCAUCAUGACCACUGUGGAGCAAAACUCUGGCCCAGAGCAAGAUUUUAAUGGGUAAACAUGUAUCAUGGUUGAUGUACUGAUAAAGCCAUUCUGUCAUUGAGCAAAACAGAACCCUUUCAUUACAGUACAAAGUUUGGCCAGUGUUAUGUAGUGUUGUAGUUUUUGUUUCAUGAAUUCAGGAUAUAAAAAAGGCCGUCAGAUCACAAUCUCUGACUGUCAUUUUGUCCUCGAUUCAUGUGAAAUUGGGAGCAGUUUUGAGCAUUUGUCUUUUUCGUUGUUUUUUUUUUUUUGUAAAUAAAAAAUUGCAGUAAACCACUCUGCAUACAAGUCAGACAUGUAUUAUUAUUUUGUUUUCAUUUUACUGUUUAGGUUAUUGAUUGAUUCAUGUCAUUAUAUAAUUUCAGCAUUGUAUUUCUUAAUGCAGCGGUCCAUUCAAAUAAUAAACAAGUGAAAUAAGUCAUGCUGACAUCUGAGAUUUUGGGUAGUAUUUUCAACCCACUUUUUGGUAGCUUUUUACCUAACCCUGUUUGAUUAUUUUAACUCAUUGCUAGGUUUAGCCCCUUUUAACCCAGCACUGAGUUACCUUAAUAACAAAAUUGGGUUAUUUUUAA
Messenger RNA from Acanthopagrus latus (yellowfin seabream), 2798 nucleotides. RefSeq names its product cationic amino acid transporter 2 family protein. Gene Ontology annotation, biological process: amino acid transport; transmembrane transport. Gene Ontology annotation, cellular component: plasma membrane. Gene Ontology annotation, molecular function: amino acid transmembrane transporter activity. The record is from RefSeq and is a predicted model, not a curated record. The transcript is spliced from 12 exons. The coding region runs from base 410 to 2242 and encodes 610 amino acids. Lineage: Eukaryota; Metazoa; Chordata; Actinopteri; Spariformes; Sparidae.